UAAUUAUUAUCAAACUGUCAUAGUAUUCAUUAAGCUACGCAGCAAUAAUUUUUCAACAUGUCUACGGAUAAUAUAAAAGAGAAAAUAACACAAUGUGUCGACGAUAUUGUAUUAAUAGACAAGAUAACUUACACAUACGACAGAACAUGGAAGGACAUUAUCUUUUUACCAUACACAGGCCUUGUGAAGAUUAUAUUUAUUUUGGACUUGAUUGCAUCCAUUCAUAUCUAUUUGUUUCUGCUAUGUUUUGAUCCGCUGCUCGAAACAACCAGUUUUAUCUAUAUGGCUGCUGUUAUCGUGGACGUCGUGUAUUCCGUUCACACCGGAAUGCUGUUUGCGCAUAAAAUUAUGAGGAAUCAUCGAAGAAGACGGAUUUAUCGUUCUGUGAAUUGGAUGCUUAUAUGUAUAGAUAUAUUUUCAAUAUUGCCCUUUCAAUAUAUUCACUUUUUUGUGCAAUAUUUUGAAUGGGUGUCGCGAUAUGGCUACACUUUCAUGAUGUAUACUUAUCUGAUCAAAUUGGUGCGCAUUAUAAGAAUUAUUUUCAAGUAUAUGGAAUAUAAUAAUUCUCCUGGUAUUGAUAACAAAAUGGUGGUAACAGUUUUCCAUUUGAUUCUGACAAGUAUUUUUGUACAUAUUAUCGUUAUGUGUUAUUAUGUGAUGGCUUGCCUGGAAUGUCACAAUGAUAACAUAACCAAGUAUAUAUCCUACAUUACUUUUGACAGUCAACUGGAUGAAUCAUGGCUUAUAAUACUUUACACUUAUGUGCAUUUAUUAAUGAUGCAUAAUUAUUGGGGUCUUCUUUCAAACGAGUCUUAUUAUGAGCAUUUACUCGCCAUUUUAACGUUGGCAACUGGUCUUUUUAUGCGGUAUAUUUUUAUGAUGGGCAAUUUAAUCACGUAUUACAUUCGAGGACUGCGGUACAUGUUUUGGUACAAGCAGGAGCACGCCUGGACUAAUCACCUGAUGAGACUUUUGCAAUUCGAUGAAGUUUUAAUCGAGAAAGUUAAUGAAUAUUACAAAACUAUCUGGAGCGAGUAUAAAGGAGUUAAUUCUCCUCCGAAAAUAUUUAAAAUGUUACCUUCGACUCUACAAAGGGAAGUUUUGACUGAUAUUUAUUGGGAUGCUAUUAUGCACACGCAUCUUUUUGCUAACUUCAGCCAAGCUGUACGCAGAGAAAUUGCAUCUGUAAUGACAACUGAGAUACGAAUGCCUGGUGAAAUAAUAUUCACCACUGGUUUACUAAAAUCUAAACUGAUUUAUAUCGUGAGUGGAAUUGUGGAGUUAAUGGCAACUGAAAACUCAGGUGCACCAAUUAUGUCUUUUAAAAGCGGAACUGUCCUUGCACCAACUUCAUGCGUAAUGCCAACAAUAUCAAACGGGACAUUUGUUUGUAGUACCACGUGUCACAUACACGUUUUGAAAUUUACAAGAAUUCAUGAAUUGUAUAGAAACAAAGCUGGUAUUCGUAAAGAAAUCAUGAACUCUGUUAAAGAACGCAUAAGAUUUGCAAAAAUCAAACGACUCUACUUGAUUAAUUCAGGUGCAAACGUGGAAAUGUCUCAUGUGGGUUGGAUAAAACAACAAUGGAGGGCGAUUGCCCUAAGUGAAACUGAAGCUAAAUACGAAACUGAUCGUGAUUUGUACAAUGAAUGUUACUCAUCACGAUUCUUGGAUUUGUUGGUUUUAAGUGGUGGACAUGAUUUGCAAAAGGAUGUUAUUUGUUUGAGGAAUAGCUGCCCACUGAUCAUGAAAGAAGAUUCCAGUUUUCGAAGGUUCUUACAUUAUGUUAACUUGAUUGCUAUUGCAAUGCAGUUUUUGAUUACUGCAAAAUGUAUUGCGUUUGAUAAACAAAUCAGCUCGCAAUUGAUGCCACUGCUGUUGAUUUUGGACUUGCUUUAUUUCUUGGAUCUCUAUGUGCAGCUUACUACAAUGCCAAAAGGGUUUUCAAGUAAUAAGCCAGUGGAUACAAUGUUACAUCGAGCUCGUCAAGUGCUCUUCAUUCUUGAUGUAAUCGCUACAGUUCCUUAUGAUUACUUCUCCACUGCUUUUCUAUUAUCUGAACAAGUCGCUGCAUGUCUACGAGCUCCACGUUUUCUGAAGUUAUACAAACUGGUACAACACUUUCAACAAGUUGAGUUCAAAGUGCACAUUGGCAGUUUGUACUUUACUAAAUUUGCUAAGUUUAUGGUCCUUCAUGGAGUAUUCAUUAUGAUAUUUGUGUGUAUUUCGUAUAUUAUCAACUGUUAUGAUGGACAAUGCAAUCAUUCAUGGUUGGAAUGGAGUCGUAACCUUAACAAACUGAUAACAGGCGUUGAAUAUGAACACGACGAUUAUGCGGAAACAUUUCAUCAUUUGAUAUCUGUAUACUUAGGAUUGAAAAUAAGCAACAAAAUGGAAAUCAACUUAUAUGAACUAGUUCUUAGUGCUUUGAUCGCUACAGUUGGUUUCUACGUUGCUACAUAUUGUUUUAUUCAAUUGACAGCUGUUGUAAGCCUGCUACAGGAAUUCACUCAUCAUUUUCUUUUGGACAUGGACAUCCUAAAUGAAAUAACCGACCGAAAAGAUUUAUUGCAUCUCAAAGCUAAAAUAAUAAACUUUGCGGAUGUACAAUGGAAUUUGAACAAGAAUCAAACACUGAAAAAUAUUUACACUAUAAUGGGACAAGAAUCAAUUUAUCUACGAAAAAUUGUCACAAGAGAGUAUGUUAUGAAAGCUUUUCGAAACACUACACUUUUCAAAGACGCAGAUCCGAGAUAUCUGCGACAAUUGGCGUAUAACUCAAGUUUGCUGGUAGUUCCAGAAAGACAUAUGAUUUACGAUUCGAAAUUUAAGAUUUAUUAUCUGUAUUUGAUUGUGGAAGGAAAUUGUUUGUACAGGUCUUUGUUACCAUGUGACUUUGACAAGGCCAUCGAGAAGGUCAUGGAGAAAAAUAACUGCUUUCCUGUGGUAAGCGUUUUUGAAGAAUUGCCUCCAUUGGUCAGAGUUACAACUUUAACAACCGUAAUAUUACUAUGCAUUCCCUACCUGGUGAUUAAACAACUUUUGCGUGCUUUUCCAUUGGAAGGAUCAAUUAUGAAGCGAGCUUGUGAAAUACACAAAGAAGACAACGAAGCAAUUUUAAGAAAGACCCCACCUGUAACACCCAGUUUAGAAAUUCAAAAGAAGUCCAACAGGGUUCCAACCUUUACAUACUCAACGGAACACUCUUGCCGAAAUGUUUCCUUCUACUAUGGUCUUACUAAAAUUGAUAAGUUUUUCCGCCGCUUGGUUUUCACUACAUACGAUCCCAAUUCAAACGCCUACCUUGGAUACGAGAUCUUUCGCUCUAUUUUUAUUAUUCUUGAAGUCGCCCUUGUACUGUUCUCAGUAAUGUCUGGAGUUUACAGUUGCAUGGUUGGAGCAUGCGGCGCACUCCUCACUUUUUUCUGGUUUUUGGGUCUACUUGAUAUUUACGUUCGUGGCCACGUGCAAUACUAUAACGAAUCUGGUAUCAAAGUGACUAAAUUAUCAAGAACAUUCAAACACUAUGUGGAAACCUCAUUCCCUACUGAUUUGAUGGCAACAUUUCCAUAUCAAACUCUAGGAAUUGUUGGAUUGUUCCAUAGUAAUCCCAUGCGAGCUUAUUUGGUAAUGUUGAUUAUUGUCAGAAGUUUGGCACUCUAUAGACCAGCAAAACUCUUUGUUUAUAUUAAAAACAGUGUCAAUCCAAAAUAUCAGAUUUACUACGUGGUGACUGGAGCGAUCAUCAUUGGAAUGUAUUUCUACGCAACCACAACUCAUCUCUACUUGAUCUUUACCUGUGAUACAACAAAGGACACUUUUGACGUUAAUGAGUAUAGCUGGAUCAAUAUGUAUACUUCAUUGGAGUAUAUGAAAGAAAACUACAUGUAUCUCAUUAUCUACUAUGUAGUGUCUAGCAUGACCAUAACAUACACCUAUUCAUCCUUCAGUUUCUAUGAAAAUAUUCAACAACUCUUGAUAGUUUUGUAUAUUUUUAUCAUGAAGAUGUUCUUUAUGACAUAUGUGCUAGGUUGUGAGUCACAUGGAAAUAUCAGAACAGCCAAACAUCAAGAUGCCAUUAGAGAUUAUUUGGGUUUUACAUCAAGAAAGAUUAUUUCCAACGCAGUCAAAAAUGAGAUGAUUGAGCAUGUUGGGAACUAUUGGAAGAAAAGUAAUGGAGCUAGUCCGAAACAAAUUUUUGAAAAUUUCUCACCGUUCAUGAAGGAGGAAAUCUUUUUAAGUUUAUAUAAAGAUGCUUUAAUGAUGUCCUACUUUUUUAACAGUUUAGAAGAAUCUCUUUAUCGCUUAAUGGUUACUAACCUAGACGAAAUGUACUUCAAGAAAGAUGCUGAUAUCAUAAGAACUAACGAUGUGCAAGAUUAUUUAUAUAUUGUCGAAAGUGGUCAUGUUAAUGUAUAUAUUGCUGAUUUAUACCUGUGUACCUUACGCACUGGAGGUAUUUUUGGUUGUUUCCAUCCUCGUGGGAAAAUGAGACAGACUAUUAGAGUGACUGCAUCGGUCCAUGUGAAAAUUUUAUGUAUGAAAACAAGUUACCUGUAUGAAAUCGCAGGAAUUUACACAAUGGUGAGAACAAGAAUACAUAAUGUUUUUGUCCAACAGCGGGAGUAUAUAAAAGAGAUGACUAACGUGUUCCGACUAGUGGGAGAUGAACCCGCUUCCAUCAGCACUAAUAAAACUGGUACUACUAAAACACGCAACACCAAAGCAACCUGGUUCUACUUAACAGUCUACGAAGGAAAUAUUUUUAUCAAAAUCUGGAACUACAUAACUAACGUACACAUUGUCGCUAUUUCAUCAACAUAUUGCUUGUACGUGCUUGCUGUGGACCCGGACAUUAAUUGUCUGUGGAUGUGGAUCUUAUUGGAUAUAUUUUUCUUGGCACAAAUUUACAUUAGAAGUCACACCGCUUACACUGACUUGGAUACUGGUGUAACUAUCUCUAGCUUCGAUGCAAUCGCUGUGAAGUAUAUCAAAUCAAUCAAAUUUUACGUAGAUAUCAUCAGCAUUAUACCCUUGUAUGCGUUGGGUUAUAUUUUCAACGUAAACAGACGGUCGGCAUUCCUUGGAAACAAAUUCAUCCGAGUUUGUAACCUAUACACUUAUUAUAAUUCGUAUGUUGUGAGAAAAAAUGUUCCACGGCAUCUUCAAUGGACUUUCCUCAUUUAUAACACAUUGUUCUUGUUGCAAGUUGUCUUUGACAUAUGGUACACCGUUUCUGACUACUCAGAAGACAUCAAAACCGUCAAAUGUUACCUGAGAGUGUUUUCUGUAUACACCUCAACUGGACUCAUUGAACCUGAGUUCAAAUCUGAGAUACAACUCAUGGUAAACUUGAUUCUCAUCUAUGUGGCUCAAUCUUUAUUGAUUUACAUGUUGAUUGUCAUCACGCGACUGUUGAUUGACUAUAAUUAUACUGUUUCUAUAUUUACAAUCAGUGUAAAGCUGUUGAUGACGCAUUGCACGAAUGAACUCCUUUCCAAACCCUUAGCGGAUAAAAUUUUUGAAUAUUUAACCUAUUUGUAUCGCUAUCACAAUGGCAGACAGGAUCCGAUUCUGUUUCAAAUGGCUCCUCCGUAUAUUUUACAAGAUCACAAGGCGGCAAUGUAUGCUGGAAUUAUUGAAGCACAUUUCCCGUUUUCUAAAUGUCAUAUCGAUUUUAUGCGACAAUUGUUUCAAAUAGUAGAAGUUGGAAUAUAUCUUCCUGGAGAUAUGAUUGUAGAAGUUGGAGAUUGUAAUAGCACAAUGUAUUUUAUUGAAGAUGGGGAAGUCAUUGGCAUUGAAGAGAUUGAUGGAACACUAACUUGUAAAGUGAUUAAAGAUGGUGUCUUCGGAAAGAAACAAGGAUUGUCUAAUGUGGAACAUACGACGACGUAUAGAGCGUUGACUAUUUGUUCUGUUAUUGCUGUUUGCAAGCAUAAGUGGGGACAUCUAUUGGAGUUUUUUCCAGCAACAAAUGAAAUUAUUGAUGAAGCAAUUGCAAUAGAAAAUGCUCUAGACGCGAAGCGUACAAAAUCAAAGCCAAGAGAAAAGCAUUAUGAUAAUCUUGUUGAAAAUAUCUUUGGCGAUUCUGAAACGUCUUUGAGCACAAUUAGAGAGUAAAGAUGAGACUCAUUUCUCUCAAGUCUAUUAAUAAGUGACGACUGAUAUGUUGACGUUAAAAUUAAAAAAAAUCGAUAUUCUGCGAUUAUUGUAAUCUUAAUCAUCUUUAUUAAGAUUAAUAAAGAAUUAAAUAUU
Messenger RNA from Dalotia coriaria, 6255 nucleotides. RefSeq lists its product as uncharacterized. NCBI's taxonomy places the organism in Eukaryota, Metazoa, Arthropoda, Insecta, Coleoptera, Staphylinidae. The record is from RefSeq and is a predicted model, not a curated record. The transcript has 4 exons. Gene Ontology annotation, cellular component: plasma membrane. Bases 58 to 6120 code for a protein of 2020 amino acids. Gene Ontology annotation, molecular function: inward rectifier potassium channel activity. Gene Ontology annotation, biological process: potassium ion transmembrane transport; membrane repolarization during action potential.